Molecule: messenger RNA, 873 nt
Organism: Zea mays
Lineage: Eukaryota; Viridiplantae; Streptophyta; Magnoliopsida; Poales; Poaceae
Exons: 1
Coding region: 211-867 (218 amino acids)
Molecular function (GO): RNA-DNA hybrid ribonuclease activity; nucleic acid binding
Source: RefSeq, marked validated
CAACGGCAUAUGCUCAGCUCCAGCUCCAGCAACCAUGCCAUUUCAAACAACAUCUUGAGUUCUUGGUUCCCUGUCAUCUCAUCAUCCUCCAUCAGUCGAUCUGUCCUGCACGCCUCGCCCUCAGGCGAGCGAUCGCUUCAAGCAAAGUGCGUGCACGGGCGCUAAAUGCGCAUCAAAGUUCGCCGCGCAGCAGUUUGACGCCGGGGAACGAUGCUGCGGGUGCACCGUCCUCUUGUCACUGGCAGCAUGCUGCUGUGCCACCCUUUGUCGGCCUGCCUCGUCGGCGGCGGAAGGGCGGCGCCGGGCGGGCGCCGGGGGCUGCGCGGGGGUGAUAACAACGGGCCGUCGCGACCGGAGCCGUCGGCGAGCACGUGGAGGAAGCCGGAGCCCGGGCGACUGAAGCUCAACUUCGACGGGUCGUCGAGGCACGCGUCCCGGCGCGCGAGCAUCGGCGGCGUGUACCGCGACCACGAGGGCGGGUUCGUGCUGGGCUACGCGGAGCGGAUCGGCGCCGCGACCAGCUCCGUGGCGGAGCUCGCGGCGCUCCGGCGCGGGCUGGAGCUCGCGGUGGCCAACGGCUGGCGCAGCGUCUGGGUCGAGGGCGACGCCAUGGCGGUGGUCGACGCCGUGCGGAGCCGCGCGCGCGUGCGGGUACGGGCCCCGGAGGACCUGCGCCUGUUCGGGGAGAUCGAGAAGCUGCUGCUGCUGCUCGACGACAUGAGCGUCUCGCACGUGCGGCGCGGGGGUAACCGGGUGGCGCACGGCUUCGCCAAGCUCGGCCACGGCGCCGCGCGGCCCCGGGUGUGGCGCGACGUCCCGCCCGACGAGGUGAUCAGGCUCCUGCAGCGCGACGCCGAAGGGAGAUGAUGCCCG